CAUUUUUAAUUACUUAUCCUAAAAAGAAUAAUACUUUAGAAGGACAUUAAAGGCAAAUUUAAAUUUCAUAAAAACUGUGGGGAAAUGUUGAAUACUUCUAAGAUAUAGCCAAAUAUAUUGGAUUUUCGGAUAUGAGUAAAGAAGGUGACAAAAGGAAGUCUGCACUUGAACGACUGAAAGUGUUAGCAGGGUUGUUUGUGGUACUCAGCAUUAUUAUAAUGAUUUGUGCGGGAUUAGGCACCACUUACCGUGACAAGGAUGCUUUUGGACCGCCGUAUUAUAUUGGUGGAUUUAUUGUCGGACCAUUGGCCUUUCUUGCAGCAUUGUUGUUGGUGAUUUCCUUAAUGGGAUCAAUGGGUAAAUCUGUUGAGGAUGACCAAUGGACAGAAUUAGCUCCCAGGCUAUCUUGUCAAUAUGCACUAUCGACGCUCCUUAUUCCUGGGUGUUUCAUUGGGUGUAUUUUUACUGGUAUCUGGGGUUUAAAUUCCGAUGAGGAUGAGGAAAAUAGCCAAACGAACAAAAAUAUUGCUAUUAUCAUACUGACAGCAAUUAUUUGUGUUUUUGUGGUAACCAUCAUUUCGAUGGGCACGAUUCGAUCGUAUGGUAAAUACUUCGGUGUAAUCAUAGACAAAAGAGGCAGACAGACAGUUUUUGUGUCAAACAAUACAUCUGAUAAUGGAGCUGGCGUUGGUAGAGCCAAUCAAAGUUCUAGUGGUGUGGUAGUUCAUAACAAUAUGAACAUCUUCUCGACCGAUACAAACCAGCAACAUGUCAGUCAACUUGAAAGGGAGAACAGACUUUUGCAACAACAACUUGCUUUACAGCAACAAAUGAUGUCACAACAAAGGCAACAGCAACAACAGUUUACAGGGGGCAUGUAUCCACCCCCGCCGCCGUCUUAUUCCGACACGGAUCCGGCAUACCCACCAACUGCGUCAUUUCCUGGCCCAAGUGCACCCCCACCCCCAUACUCUAAGGGCGUAUAAAUAACAGUUUAUUUAAGACUUAAGAUUCCAUGAAAAAACUUUAAAAUGUUUUAUGUAAGUAAAUGUGAUAAAAAUUGUUCUGUGAUAUCAAUCAGGGUUGAGUUAUAUGUUUGAAAACGCUUUUUUAAUUCAGCCCUACAUGCUUUUUGUAUU
This is a messenger RNA of Ruditapes philippinarum (Manila clam), 1139 nucleotides long. RefSeq lists its product as uncharacterized. The transcript has 4 exons. The record is from RefSeq and is a predicted model, not a curated record. Lineage: Eukaryota; Metazoa; Mollusca; Bivalvia; Venerida; Veneridae. The coding region runs from base 132 to 986 and encodes 284 amino acids.